CACGUAAACAAAUAAUCUGCUGUUUCUUAACAAUGAUGAACAUAGUUACUCUGUGUCUCCAUAGACAGUUAAAAGAAGUCUGUCACAAUGAACAUACUUUUCUGGUGAUUAUAUCACUGUAUGCAGUUAUCCGGUAUCUAACCCUAACAGUAAUAUUGUUGCAUAUGUGCAACAUAACUUUCCUUUAUAUUUUGUUUGCUUAUAAGUAAGCACAGAAUUGUUAACAUUUGACAGUGCUCGCAAAAAAAUGUCCUGACGCGAGGAAGAAAACCGGAGAACCAGGAGAUAACUUUUAACUUUCAUAGGGAAGCAGAUACGUAAGCCCCGAGACGAGAUCAACAGGACCUGACAUGUAGAUCACAUGUCUUCGUACGAUUAACAACUGGCCACAACUUCCGCUUACGUCUGCAGUCCUGCUUGCUUAUUCGACUCACAGCAUGAAAUAACUAGGUUAUGUACAAUUUGUCAGCAGUAAAAUGCGGAAAGUCAAGUUUUUGGCUGCAGGCUGCUGCAAGAACACCAACCAAAUUGAAUCACAGCGGAUCUCCAUGACAACGUGAAGCCAUUGACUGCAGACAUCAAAUUAUGUCAUAAAAUGAAGAGGACAAAAAUAUUAAUAGUAGACUGUUUUAUAUUCCACACUAUAGGGCCUUAGUCUUUUAGGAAAAAGGAAGAAACCAGCAUCUUCAACCAUGUCCAUCGGUUACAAAUUUCUGUAUUACACAUUAUCUGCUGUCACUUUCAUUCUUGGGCCACUGUCUCGGUUUGUAUUCUACCUAAUAUAUGGGCCUAAAGGACAGAGUGUAUCAAAAGUCACCAAUCCAAUACUGCUUCAGAGUGCAAAGUCUCUUGCACAAAAGAUUCGGUCCAGAGAGCUAACUGCAGAAGAAGUGAUGAAGGCCUAUAUUGAUCGGGUCAAAGAAGUGAAUCCAAUCAUCAAUGCCGUCGUGGCAACAAGAUAUACAGAGGCCUUGGAAGAGGCAAGAGAGGUGGACAGACUGUUGAGCCUGAAACCAGUGCCGCAAGAGUUGAGUGUCAAGGACAAACCAUUGUUGGGUGUGCCUCUUACUGUGAAAGAGGCAUUUGCUUGCAAAGGCAUGCCAAAUACUUCUGGCCUAGUCAGCAGGAAAGGCUUGAUAGCAAACCAUGAUUCACCAGUGGUGCAUAACCUUCGAGAGGCAGGCAUGAUCCCAUUCGCCUGCACCAAUACCAGUGAACUGUGCAUGUGGUACGAGUCUGCCAACAGGGUGUAUGGCCGCACUAAGAAUGCUUACGAUGAUACAAAGAUCGUAGGUGGAAGCUCAGGGGGUGAAGGUUGCAUCAUUUCAGCUGGAGCAUCACUCAUAGGAGUUGGAUCAGAUAUUGGUGGCAGCAUUCGUAUGCCAGCUUUUUUCAAUGGAGUCUUUGGACAUCGUCCAAGCAAAGACUUAGUGUGUAACGAUGGACAGCACCCCCCUGCUACUGGUGGGCAGAUAGAACUACUAUCCACCGGACCAAUAUGUCGGUAUGCAGAGGACCUGCCCUUGGCCCUCCGUAUCAUGGCUGGCCCAACUGCCAACAAAAUACGCCUUGACACUGAGGUCGACCUCAGUAAGCUGCGAGUUUUAAGCAUGGAUGAUGAUGGAGGCAGCCUGCUUUCCAGUAACGUGGACCAAAGCAUUCAACAAGCCCUCCAGAAAGCGGCAAAGCAUUUAGGCCAAGAGUGUGGUGCAACUGUAGAAAGUGUGCAUUUUGGCCUUAUGAAAUACAGCCUGGAUCUGUGGUCAGCUAAAAUGGCUUCAGAUGCAGAGAUCCCUUUUGCUUGCUUCAUGGCAGGAGGGAAGGACACUGGGCAGAAGAUCAACUGCUUCAAAGAAAUUUUCAAAUGGUUGGGUGGACGGUCAGACCACACUCUUCCUGCCAUUGGUCUUGGGAUAGUUGAAAAUUUGUUGCCAAAGAAUGAUCCUCGUCUGCCCCAUUUAUUGUUCCUGCUUGGUGAAUUACGUAAAAACUUGAUCACUCUCCUGGGAGACGACGGCGUGUUUCUGUAUCCUCCUCAUCCUGUGACAGCCCCUUACCACAACUACCCACUAUUAACCCCCUUAAACUUCUCUUACACUGCCAUCUUCAAUGCUUUGGCAUUGCCUGUGACCCAGGUUCCACUGGGGUUAAGUCCUGAUGGGCUUCCACUUGGAGUGCAAGUAGUAGCUGCACCAUAUCAAGACCAUUUAACUAUUGCUGUCGCCCAGGAACUUGAACGAGCUUUUGGGGGAUGGGUCACACCUGGAGGAAGUUAAUGAGUGUGUGCAUACCAAAAGACAUCCAGGUAAUCCCAACAGCUUUGAGAGCUUUCAUGCCAUCUACUAACAGGCAAGAACAAGUCCAGGCCUUAAAUUUACAUCGAUCCUAUAUCCCUCUUACAAGUGGCUGAAGCCCAUAACUUCUUGGAAACUGCAAUGGGGGAUAGCAACUGGAACCUAUACAUGCAACUCAGGAUCUAUCAAGUCCUUGACAGGUACAUACAUUGCAAUCUGCAGGACAAGUUAUCAGCAUGUUUGGCCUGGCCACUUGCCAGGAGCGUUUAAGAGACAUGUUUAAAAUAAUUUUUUCGUCUAGCCAAUUAUAACAUGCUCCCAAACUGUUGUUCAAGCCUAUCAACUAUUUUUUUCUCAAAGGAUUUUGUUGAUUAUAUCCAAUCACUGUGAUCCUUAGCCCCACCUUGGCAGAGCAAAACAAGGUUUACUGUACAUUUUGUUAUUUGUUUCAUAGGACAGAAAUUUACAGCUCUGUAGUCCUGUUUAGCUUCAUGCCUUAGAGAAAUUGUAAGCCUUUAGGAGUCCUAGACUUUAGAAUGCCCUUGUUUGGAUCACUAUCAUUUGUUCAGUACGAAUGCCAAAUACUAAACUGUUGCACCUCACUUUUCUGUUCAAUACAUUCCCCCUGAAAGUGUCAAAGGGCUCAGCUUUGAUAAAUACUUAUUGUCAUAUGUGAUAGCCAGUCUACAUGCUUUAGCCUAAUGAUUUUUAAAUUUAAAAAAAAACUGGUAGAUGUUUGCAAUUUUCAUUCAAGGGUAGACUGUUUUUUCUGCAGUUUAUUAUUCAUGUUGCAAGAUGCUCUAUGCCCUUGAAGUAAACCCAGGGUAUACCUCUAUACCCUAGUGCCCCCGACAGCAGAUCAGAAGGUUUUGAGUCCUGCUGUAAUUGGAAAAAUCUGCCCACCCCAGAAGAUACGGGUUCAUAAAUGAAAACGUUGCAGCCAGCAUGUUAGUAAAAACAUUACAGCUUUAUAGGACGGGAGUAAAAUGCAGAUGAGCCUGGCGGAGACUAGUACAAUUUCAGCACUUCUGCGUGAUCUUUCUGCGCCAUAAUAGUAAUUAUUGAUGCCUCAAACAAAUCAUAACUUUCAUUUAUAAUGAAUCAUCAUGGUAGUUGUUUUAUAGGAUGUGCAAAUAAAAAUCCCUCGCAAUUUGA
Messenger RNA from Pomacea canaliculata, 3449 nucleotides. Its product is annotated as fatty-acid amide hydrolase 2-like. Bases 693 to 2276 code for a protein of 527 amino acids. The record is from RefSeq and is a predicted model, not a curated record. The transcript is spliced from 11 exons. Lineage: Eukaryota; Metazoa; Mollusca; Gastropoda; Architaenioglossa; Ampullariidae.